Messenger RNA from Clonostachys byssicola, 1596 nucleotides. Lineage: Eukaryota; Fungi; Ascomycota; Sordariomycetes; Hypocreales; Bionectriaceae. The record is from the annotation of a GenBank genome assembly.
AUGUUGAAGAAAUCCUUGUUUCUAAUCUUCAUCUCAUUCGCUAUCCUGGGUAUAUCCUUUAUUGUUACAUACGACAAGCGACGAAAGUACCUGCCCCCCGGACCCAAAGGGCUACCAUUCAUUGGGAAUCUUAAAUCACUUUCGAAUCCAGAUGAAAUUCCGAAUAUAACGAGAGGCUGGGCUCGAGAGUAUGGCCCUAUAGUUUACACAAAGAUGGGUGGCGGCGAUUGGAUCUGGGUCAACUCAGCAUCAGUGGCCAAGGAGCUGUUUGACAGGCGAGGCUCAAAGUACUCGUCCCGUCCACGAAUGCCUAUGGCAUUUGAGGCCACGUCAAAUCAAAAUCGCGAAAUAUUUAUGCCGUACGGAGAGCGAUGGAGAAAGCUGAGGAAACUCAGCCACGCUGCCCUCAACCUUAACACCUCUGCGUCAUACAAGCCAAUCCAAGAUUUUGAGUCCAAGCAAGUCAUGUACGAGUUCCUGCAUGCAAAAGAUGACAUGGCAUUCUACGACAUCAAUCGGCGAUAUUCAGCUAGUGUGAUCAUGACAGUCACUUAUGGACACCGAGUUGAGGACUGGAAUGACCGCUAUAUCAAAAAGAUCUAUGAAGUUCUUGAGCAUUUUACUUUAAUGUCUGAGCCUGGAGCUUGGCUAGUUGAUGCCCUGCCAUCGCUUGCAAGUUUACCCUCAUGGAUGGUCCAGAACUGGUGGAAGAUUGGACGCGAAUGGUUCGAGUACGACCGCCAAGUGUACCUAGAAUUUUAUCUGGACUUGGUGAAGCAAAUCCAAAAUGGAACAGCACCUGAUUGUGUUAUUCGAGAUUUCUAUGAAAGCGGACUAGACAAAAAGGGCAUCGAUGAUGAGCAAGCCGCAUAUGCUGCAGGUGGCAUGGUGGAAGCGGGCAGCGAGUCGACCUCAACCGUCAUUAAUGCUUGGAUAUUGGCCUGUCAAAUUUAUCCUAAUAUCGUCAAAUCCGCGCAAGAAGAGCUUGACCGCGUCGUUGGCAGCGAUAGAAUGCCCGGAUUUGAGGACGAGGACAACCUGCCCUAUAUCCGAGCGAUGGUGAAGGAAACACUUCGAUUCUGGCCCAUCACGAAGCCCGGGAUGAACCAUGCGACAACAGAAGAUGAUUGGUAUGAUGGUUAUUUCAUUCCGAAAGGGAGUGUUGUAAUGCUCAAUUGGUGGGCUAUUCACUAUGACGAGAAGCGUUGGGAUAACCCAGAUGAAUUUGACCCAACACGAUACCUUCAUGACAAAUAUACGACUGCUGAAUCCGUAAAUCUGGCUGAUGGAAACGCGCGAGACCAUUUUGCAUAUGGCGCCGGUCGGCGUAUCUGCAGUGGGAUGCAUCUUGCGCAAAAUUCGCUCUAUAUCAACAUGGCGCGAACUCUUUGGGCAUUUAACAUCAAAUGUGGAAAGGAUGAGAAUGAGGUACUAAUUAAGCCUGUAUUGAAGACAGAACCUGGGUUCUUGAUGGUUCCUGCUCGGUUUCAUGCCGUACUUGAACCAAGAAGCCAGAAGCAUGCGGAUAUCAUCGAUAAAGCAUGGAAGGAAGCAGAGCCUCUGGGUGUUAUAAUUCAGCGAAAGAGAGCACACUAG